Messenger RNA from Lathyrus oleraceus (garden pea), 915 nucleotides. Its product is annotated as protein FAR1-RELATED SEQUENCE 5-like. NCBI's taxonomy places the organism in Eukaryota, Viridiplantae, Streptophyta, Magnoliopsida, Fabales, Fabaceae. The record is from RefSeq and is a predicted model, not a curated record. Bases 1 to 915 code for a protein of 304 amino acids. The transcript has 5 exons.
AUGGCAAGAGCAUUGAUUGAGAUUAUGCCUGAAGCUUAUCAUGGCUUAUGUACAUGGCACUUAAUGCAAAAUUGCAUCAAACACUUAGGAAAUUUGAUGAAAGGUGAAUCUCAUUUUCUUAGUGAUUUUAAGAAGUGUAUGUAUGAAUAUGAAAAUGAAGACCAAUUUGACGAAGGUUGGAGAAAUCUUUUAGUAACCUAUGAUGUUAAAGAAAAUAGUUGGUUGCAAAAAGUGUACACUAUAAAGGAGAAGUGGGCAUCAUGUUACAUGAAGAAAGUUUUCACAUUAGGAAUGAGAAGCACUCAACUUAGUGAAAACAUGAAUGCAGGUAUUAAAGGUUUUAUGAAUGUGAACUUGGAUAUAAUCAAAUUUUUUAAGCGCUUUGAGGAUUUUGUAGAAGAAAAACAAAGGAACUCAUAUUCAAAAAUCUUGCAACAAGUGUCUGAGCUUUAUACUCCUAGUAUUUUUGAUCAAUUCCAGCACGAGUAUGAGUUGUUUGAAAAUUGCUAUGUGAAAAACAUUGAUAUACAACCACCUUUAGUUGAUUGUGUUAUUGCCAUGGAAAGUAAUUUGGGUGAGUGGCGAGUGUCACUUGAUUUGGAUAAGAAUUCAAUUUGUUACUCUUGUCGUAAAUUUGAGAGUCUUGACAUACUUUGUUGUCAUUGUUUAAGAGUGAAUGAGUUUAUUGGUAAAGUUAAGGAGUCUACAAGCACUCAUGAUGGUUUGGCACAAGCAAAAGGAUUCAAAAAAAGAGAAGGUAAAAAGAGUUCAAAACGCCCAAAAGGUUGGAUAGAGUCUCAACCUCCCAACAGAAAGAAAAAUGUUGGCUCUAAAGUUUCAAAAAUUCAGGAAAAUAAUAACACUUCAACUCAAUUCGGUGCCAAUAGUUUUACUCAAUUAUUGAUGAGAUAUUAG